Rotaria sordida is the source of this 920-nucleotide messenger RNA. NCBI's taxonomy places the organism in Eukaryota, Metazoa, Rotifera, Eurotatoria, Philodinida, Philodinidae. The record is from the annotation of a GenBank genome assembly.
AUGUAUAUCAAUCGAUUAUCCUAUGAAUUUCUUUUGCUUAUCUUAAUAUUCUAUGUUUAUAAAAUUCAAUCUGAAGAAAUUCUAUAUGAUACAAUUGUUUGUUUUGGUGAUUCAAGUUCUGAUACUGGAAAUGUUUAUAAUUUAACAAAUUCAAAAUGGCCUAUUGAUCCACCUUAUUAUAAAGGUCGAUUUUCCAAUGGACCAAUUUGGAUAGAAAAAUUAGGAAUAUCUAAUCUUAUUAAUUAUGCAUAUGGAAGUGCUACUACUGAUAAUAACUUAGUACAAGGUUAUACAGCAUUUAAUCUGAUGGUACCAGGUAUUCGUCAACAAAUAACUACAUACAAAAAUAUUACUGAUUUCAACAAGAUUAAUUUUAAUCGAAUAAUUUAUAUAAUAUGGGCUGGUGAAAAUGAUUAUUUUUUUAAUAUAACUUUAUCUGCAUCAAGUGUUGUUAAAAGUUUAAUUAAUGGAAUAAAUGAUUUGAUUCAAAUAGGUGCAAAACAUUUUCUUGUUGUAAAUCAAUCACCUAUUCAAGCAUAUCCAGCUGCUCAAGCUUUAAAUAUACCUGAUUAUUUAAAGACGCUUACAUUUGAUCAUAAUAAUAAUCUAUCAAAUUCAAUUCAAUUACUUCAAUCAAAUUAUUCAAAUAUAACAUUUAAAUUAUUUGAUGUUUACUCACUCAUUUCAAAUAUUCUUAUGAAUACUUCGACAUAUGGAAUUAACAGUACAACAAAUUGUUGGAGUACAUCAAAUUAUACUGUCGUUCACGAAUGUUCAACUCCUGAUACUUAUCUUUUUAUUGAUGAAUUCCAUUUUACUACUCGUAUACAUCAAUUAAUUGCUGAUAAUGCACGUAAAUUACUUAUAACAACGAAUGGAGCUAUUAAACUUCAUCAUUCUAUUUUUUAUAUUUUACUUUU